CCAGAUAAUGUUGGUAAGUUGUUGGAAUGUAUUUCGUUGACAGGAGAUUGCCACUAUUCACAAAAGGCAAAGCGUUGGUUACAAAUUACAAUGCGCAAUACCAUUUGUUUUAACUACGUGGUCGUCUCAUAAAGCGUGCGACCGGAAAUUAUUCUCUUCGCCUUCUUACUGGUCUUCUCAUGGCGACUCCUGCUUGCUCAGAAGAUUUUUGGAGAUUUGUCAAGAACGGGGCCCCGGAUAAUGCAAAUGGGUUGAUUCUUGAAUCAGUGAGAGAGUCUCUGAUUCGGCAGGAGGACACCAUUGUCUUUAAUCUCAUUGAGAGAGCCAAAUUCCCGCUUAAUUCUCCGGUUUACGAUGAGCCUUGUGCACAAAUUCCUGGCUGUUGCGGAUCCCUUCUUGAGUUCAUCGUGAAAGAAACAGAAUCGCUUCAAGCCAAAGUAGGUAGAUAUGAAAGCCCAGAGGAAAAUCCUUUCUUCCCAGAUGCUUUACCCCCACCAGUGGUUACCCCUUAUAACUACCCGCAGGUAUUACAUCCUGCAGCUGCUUCCAUUAACAUAAAUAAGACCAUAUGGAAUAUGUAUGUGAAGGAACUCCUUCCACUUUUUACUGUUCAAGGUGAUGAUGGUAACUAUGGAUCCACUGCUUCCAGUGAUGUCCAGUGUUUGCAGGCCCUCUCUAGAAGGAUUCAUUAUGGAAAAUUUGUAGCUGAAGUCAAAUUCAGGGAUGCUCCACAGGACUAUGGGCCUGCAAUCCGUGCUCAGGACAGAGAUGCUCUGAUGAAACUUUUGACAUUUGAGAGUGUUGAAGAGAUGGUGAAAAGAAGGGUUGAGAAGAAGGCAAUGGUUUUUGGACAAGAGGUGAACCUAGGUGACAGGGGGGACAAGGGAAACUACAAGCUUGACCCAUCCAUUGUUUCUCGCCUUUAUGGAGAAUGGGUGAUGCCUCUGACUAAGGAUGUUCAAGUUGAGUAUCUCCUCCGUCGCCUUGAUUGAAGCUUUUGAAUCAUGUAUUGACACAACUUAAAAGCCUGAUGAGUUGCAAUUGGCAAAUAAUUGUUCCUGAUGCAUUCCCAAAAUGUCAUGCUACAUAUGAUAGAUAAAAGCAUGCGUUUAUAAAUAUUAAGAAAUAAACUUAAGAUUCUAUCAGAAGCUCAACUUUAAACAA
Nelumbo nucifera (sacred lotus) is the source of this 1164-nucleotide messenger RNA. It is a transcript of the gene CM2, whose product is annotated as chorismate mutase 2. Gene Ontology annotation, cellular component: cytoplasm. Gene Ontology annotation, biological process: aromatic amino acid biosynthetic process; chorismate metabolic process. The record is from RefSeq and is a predicted model, not a curated record. Lineage: Eukaryota; Viridiplantae; Streptophyta; Magnoliopsida; Proteales; Nelumbonaceae. Gene Ontology annotation, molecular function: chorismate mutase activity.